Messenger RNA from Theileria annulata, 918 nucleotides. RefSeq lists its product as uncharacterized. The coding region runs from base 1 to 918 and encodes 305 amino acids. NCBI's taxonomy places the organism in Eukaryota, Apicomplexa, Aconoidasida, Piroplasmida, Theileriidae. The record is from RefSeq and is a predicted model, not a curated record. The transcript has 6 exons.
AUGACAAUUGCUUGGAUACUUCCACUCUUUAGAGAUAAUUUUAGGGUACUUAAGCCGGCAUAUCGCAGUUUAAAUAAUUUUUCAAGGACAAUUAAGACUUCUUCCGUUCUUUAUAAUGAAUCUUCUUACUCGAACCAAAAUUCUGAGGAUCUAGGCCCUCCAAUAAGGAGACCUAGGAAAUACCUUGACAUGAAGACAUUCAGAAAGUUCCUGAAGCAGCAAAAGACUUUAGACAUCGAAAAUGAGAAGAGAAUAAUAAGUAAAGCACACUCUAAACCGCCUCCAGAUGGUUGGAGUAUUGUUGAUUUUCUCAAGGCGAUUGAUAUUGGUGAUGGAGCUGAAUCUAUUGCAGAGACUUUUGAGUCAUGGAACGAAUUUAUCUCAUCAACACUUGAGGAACUGUAUACGAACACUUCCAUGACCAAUAAGCAAAGGCGAAAAAUCUUUAAAUACAUCACACUAUAUAAUCACGGCUUGUGGCCCAAUGACGAUCCGAUGGAUUAUGUUAAGGCGUUUCAAGCACCGCCUCUGUCGAAUGAGGGGAAGCCUUGGGAUGAAGAAGCUGAUAAAGAACUUCUGAGACUCGCAGAGUAUUACAACGUUGAUUUUGGAGACCCUUGGAUUUAUAUUUCCUGGGACAUGCAGAGAACAAUAGAGGACGUUCAGGACAGAUAUACCGAAAUCGUCCUAAAACCCAAAUACAAAUCGGAUAAAUGCGACUUUGGAAUAACUAGCUGUCAUGAACCGCUUCUUAUGAACCGCAAGUUUAAGAUGGACCCUCCUUUCCUGUACAUUAUACCAUCGGAGGAGAAUUUUCCACUAACUGAAAUACAAUUGGGAAACGGAGAUGUGAUAAAAGAGCCUAAGGAGGUGUUCUCUGAUAAAUUUCUCAAGUAUAGAAACCCAUCAAUUUUCUAA